ACCUGGGUCUGUGCAGCCGGGGGCUGUGGCUUGUCAAGUGGUUGCACAGAUCGGGAGCGAGCCGGGACUGCCGGCGGUGCGAGCCUAUUCGCAGCGUUUUCACCCCCAAAUUCCCAGGCCGGGUUGGCUAGGAAUGCAAAUGGCUCGUCCUCCCUGACGUCACAGCGCAGGGCACAUAACGCUUGCUGUAGUGUUUUUCCGUCUCAGGGCCGGAGCAAUGGUGCUCCACUUGGUGCCUAGAUGUUCUGCAAGGCUCUUCUGGGCGUCUCCAGGAUGGAGGAGGACCUACACUCAGGGAACCUCGGUGGGGUUGACGUCCCUGGGUUGCCCUCGCCAUAGGCACAGCCCCAUGGCUCGCAGAGGGUAUUCCUCGGCCUCUGGCAGCCCUGAGGUUAUGCUGACCCCUGAGCGGUACCCUGUGCAACGUCUGCCGUUUUCUACUGUGUCUGAGGAGGACCUGGCCGCCUUUGAGCGCAUCGUACCUGGCAGAGUUGUCACAGACCCAGAGCAACUGGAGGCAUACAACGUGGACUGGCUGAGGAGCGUCCGGGGCUGUAGUAAAGUGUUGCUGAGGCCGCAGACCUCCGAGGAAGUGUCCCAGAUUCUUAGGCAUUGCUAUAAGAGGAACUUGGCUGUGAACCCACAGGGGGGAAACACUGGCUUGGUGGGGGGCAGCGUCCCUGUGUUUGAUGAAGUCAUCCUGUCCACUGCCCUCAUGAACCAAGUCAUCAGCUUCCAUGAUGUAUCCGGAAUUCUGGUCUGCCAGGCAGGCUGUGUGCUGGAAGACCUGAAUGCCUAUGUGCAGGAGCGGGACUUCGUCAUGCCACUGGACUUGGGAGCAAAGGGCAGCUGCCACAUUGGGGGUAAUGUGGCAACCAAUGCUGGUGGUCUGCGCUUUCUGCGGUAUGGCUCGCUUCGAGGGACUGUCCUGGGCCUGGAAGUGGUGCUUGCUGAUGGGACCAUCCUGAACUGCCUGACCUCCCUGAGGAAGGAUAACACAGGCUAUGACCUGAAGCAGCUGUUCAUCGGGUCAGAGGGCACGCUGGGAGUCAUCACUGCUGUGUCCAUCUUGUGUCCACCCAGGCCCAAGGCUGUGAAUGUGGCUUUCCUCGGUUGCCCUGGGUUUGCUGAGGUUCUGCAGACAUUCAGCACCUGCAAGGGGAUGCUGGGCGAGAUCCUGUCUGCGUUUGAGUUUAUGGACAGUGAAUGCAUGCAGUUGGUCAGACAGCACCUCCACUUGACCAACCCAGUACAAGAGAGUCCGUUCUACGUCCUGGUUGAGACCUCAGGCUCCAGCGCAGCACAUGAUGCCGAGAAGCUGACCAGUGUCCUGGAGCAGAUGCUGAACUCCGGCCUGGUGAGCGACGGCACUAUGGCUACUGACCAGAGGAAGAUCCAGACGCUGUGGGCCCUUCGGGAGAGGAUCACAGAGGCGCUCAGCCGUGACGGCUGCGUGUUCAAGUAUGACAUAUCCCUCCCCGUGGAGCGGCUCUAUGACCUCGUGAUCGACGUUCGAGCCCGCCUUGGCCCUCGAGCCAAGCAUGUGGUGGGAUACGGGCACUUGGGGGAUGGCAACCUUCACCUGAAUGUGACGGCAGAGGCCUUUAGCCAGGAGUUGCUUGGUGCCUUGGAGCCCUAUGUGUAUUCCUGGACAGCGGAGCAGCGGGGCAGUGUCAGUGCCGAGCAUGGCCUGGGCUUCAAGAAGAAGAACGUUCUCGGCUAUAGCAAGCCACCUGAGGCCAUGAAGCUUAUGCAACAGCUCAAGGUCCUGCUGGACCCCAAAGGCAUCCUGAACCCCUAUAAGACUCUGCCUGCUCGGGCCUAAUUGGAGCUCUUCAUCUCGUUGCCAUGAGAUGCUGGGACCUGGCAUGCAGGGUUGGUAGGCCAUGAGGCCUCCCAUCUGAUGACACCUGCAACAGACCAGGUUACUGUCUCCCCUUGGCUAUCCAGGGGCCAACUCGAGGACCCUCUGGGCUGGGCUGCCUUUCUGUAUGUUGAGCAGAGCAGAUGAGAACUCUCUGAUGUCCUACCAGCUCAUUGCGGGCAGGCUAAGUGGGUGGGCAGUUUCCCCACUCCUAAACAGACCAAAUCUCCUCUGCUCUGUGGCGGUCAGUGGAGACCCGCCUUGUCUGGGUCUGGGAAGACUUCGAUGUGAUCUUGUUACCGGAUGGAUCUCUAUGUGAUGUGUGCCCUGUGAGGGCUGCGGCAGAGCUGUCCAGUCCCAGAUCAGUUACCACGAUGGCCCAGAGCACUACAACUCUAAUCCCAUGGGGCUGAGUGGGGUCGUCUGUUAUACCAAGCAGGUCUUGGAUUGGUAAUUGACCAGGGCAGGCCAUUUCUCUUGUUUUGUUUUCUUUGUUUGUUUUGUUUAGCUCUAGCUGUCCUGAAAUUUACUGCAUAGACCAGACUAACAUUUAAUUCACAGAGGUCCACCUGUCUGCCCCUUGCCUCCUGAUUGCUGGGAUUAAAGGCAAGUGCCACCACACCUAGCUUGCCUUGUUCUUAAAGGCCUAUCUGCCCCCUUUGCCUCCUGAUUGCUGGGAUUAAAGGCAAGUGCCACCAUG
Molecule: messenger RNA, 2564 nt
Organism: Mesocricetus auratus (golden hamster)
Lineage: Eukaryota; Metazoa; Chordata; Mammalia; Rodentia; Cricetidae
Gene: D2hgdh
Product: D-2-hydroxyglutarate dehydrogenase
Exons: 10
Coding region: 218-1825 (535 amino acids)
Cellular component (GO): mitochondrion
Molecular function (GO): FAD binding; catalytic activity
Source: RefSeq, a predicted model, not a curated record